Messenger RNA from Chaetomium fimeti, 1254 nucleotides. Its product is annotated as Prefoldin alpha-like protein. Gene Ontology annotation, cellular component: cytoplasm; prefoldin complex. Gene Ontology annotation, biological process: microtubule-based process; tubulin complex assembly; protein folding. The transcript is spliced from 5 exons. NCBI's taxonomy places the organism in Eukaryota, Fungi, Ascomycota, Sordariomycetes, Sordariales, Chaetomiaceae. Gene Ontology annotation, molecular function: tubulin binding. The coding region runs from base 328 to 789 and encodes 153 amino acids. The record is from RefSeq and is a predicted model, not a curated record.
CAUUCUGACCACACUCGACGUCAUUGUUUUGGCUCGGGUUGACUGCCGCUUGUCCAAUUUUCUCCCCCGCAACAUGUGAGGGAUCUGCCCACGAUGGCCAGCACAGACCAGGAAGCUACGUCGAGGUAACCGACUGCCCAGAUGGCUUCGCGCCCACCGAUAAUCCCAGUUUCGUGAAGUUGUUGCUGACCGACCCCGCUGGAGCAAACAGGGACGCUACAACCCUCCAACCCCCGUGGCAUCCCGUAUGCGCCGUUUGUUGAUAAGGUCGAGGACUAUGUCACGACACGGGCGGACGUCGAGCCGACCUUGCGGCGGUUCCAGGAAAUGAUUGCGAAAUACCAGUUUAUGGAGCAGAAUCUACAACGGAGGGUGGUGGGGCUGAAGGAAAAGCUGCCCGAUAUCCGGAAGACGUUAGAAACCGUCCGGUUCUUGAAGUCGAGGACGCCCGAGUCGGAUGCGAUUGAGACGACCUUCGAGUUGAACGAUACCCUCUACGCAAAGGCUGAGAUACCACCUACGGACGAAGUUUACUUGUGGCUCGGGGCCAACGUGAUGUUGUCAUACCCGAUUGGGGAGGCCGAGACGCUCCUUGACUCCAAGCUCCAGGCUGCGAAGCAGAGCUUAUCGAACUGCGAGGAAGAUUUGGACUUUUUACGGGAGCAAGUAACGACUAUGGAAGUGGCGGUCGCUAGGGUAUACAACUGGGACGUUGUGCAAAAGCGCAAAGAUAAGGAAGACGAGGAUAAGGCAAAAGGGAAAGGGGCCGAGGGGUCGUCCGGAAGCUGAGACUAGCACCUCUGAAGGAGAUGCUCGUAAUAAACGAUCUUCGAGUUAUCGAGCCUGCGGCGCCCUCCUGUCAACGGGAUUUGGCCUUGGAGAUCUACAGAUGAACAGGGACAAUGAUGAUCUAAGGGACCCGAAUACUUUUUCGACGCCGAUCAAGGACAACGCAAAUGGUUGUUUUGCAUUAUGGUGAUGGGAACAAGAGAUAUGCGCCGCAUAGUGCAUGUCAAAAGCGAGCAUAGGUGGCUGUGCGUGUGCUCGAGGUGUUCCCAGAUUCGCUAGUUGGAGGACCUGAAGGCGGCAGAGUUCGAGACUCGCGGCCCUGUCUAGCUGUGCCCCAGACCCGACUGCAGCCAGUCGCUGUGCGUCGUGUUAUGCUCCAAACUGCCCGGCAGCCCAAAGUCGAGGCGGGCCAACUGCUGACCGGCCUCAGAUCUGACAUCUCCUGUGUAACCCCGUGUUAGGAAG